GUACUACCAGUAUUACAUGAGCAGAUGAGGGAGGUACAUAGGAGGUAGUUACUAAGAUUCCAGGUCUCGUGCUGACCAUCUUUUUUUUCUUUCCUUUUCACUUUACAAUCAGAUUUCCAACAUGCCGAAGCCUUGUCACAUUAUAUGCCUAAACGUCUGAGCUGUCUCUACAUAUGCGUGAGCACAUAUUUAUGCGUAACAUGUCUGAGUUGGUGGGUUGUUCAUACUUAAUCAUUGCAGCCUUUCAUAUGCCAUUUGCCUCUCAUCUCAAGUCAUAUGCCCUCUACUGGACCAAGUCUAGACCAUCGGCUAUCGCCGUAAUCAAGAAUUGCAUCCUCGGUAUCACGUCUACAUAUAGCAACCACGAUGUUAUAAGGCACGUCCAUACGAAGAAGAAGAGAGACAUGCAUUUAGUAUACUACAUACUACAUACUAUGUACUAUACACAUUAUACAGAUAACGCUCAGAGCAAUAAGAUCCACGUACGGUACCCUAUAACAAUUGGCUCCCAUAUGCCUAUGUACGAUGCAAGCAGGUACAACUAGAUGCAACCACAAGCCGAGUCUCUUGCCUGUCUAGG
Messenger RNA from Daldinia vernicosa, 580 nucleotides. RefSeq lists its product as uncharacterized. The transcript is spliced from 2 exons. The record is from RefSeq and is a predicted model, not a curated record. The coding region runs from base 174 to 545 and encodes 123 amino acids. Lineage: Eukaryota; Fungi; Ascomycota; Sordariomycetes; Xylariales; Hypoxylaceae.